Molecule: messenger RNA, 1644 nt
Organism: Moneuplotes crassus
Lineage: Eukaryota; Ciliophora; Spirotrichea; Euplotida; Euplotidae
Source: the annotation of a GenBank genome assembly
AUGGAAAAUUAUGAAGGGAAGAGAAGAAAGAGGAAUAAGGCAGAGAUGUGGGAGUAUUAUAUAGAUUUUCAUAUUGAGCAAAUAAGAGAUUCGGUGGAUGUUGAGAAGGUUUCUAACGAUCCUGAGUUUAUUAAAGAAAUAUGUGAAAAUUAUAUAGAUAUUGAUAAGAUAUAAAAAAAACAGUUUUAGAACUCAAAAAUAUUGAAGACCAAUGUGAUAGAACAAAUGAUGCUCGCAAUAAAUAUGAAAAGCUUGUGAGAGAAAGAGACAAUGUUGGUGUUAACUUGAUAAGAAAAUUGAGUUUUGGGGUGAUUAAAGUAGGAAGAACAGAAGAGAAAAAGUUAGAGGAUUUCGACUUGGAGCAUGGAGAAGAGAUAAAAAUGCUGAAGAAAGCAUUUGAGAAAGAGAAUGCUAAGAAUGAAAAUAUGAUCGAUAAUGCAAUUUUGAAAAAGAUCGACCAGGAAGUUAAGAGGAAUGUAGAUGGUUUCAAAGAAGAUAAGAUCUUUCAGAGGAUGAAAGAGCAGGUGAAGAAUAUAUAACUGAAGCCUCUUAUAAGAUAAGGUUCAACUGGGAUCCUAAAGAAUCAAGGAUGGGAAUGACCUUCCUUUUGGUUGAUAAGAACGAUGACGUUGACAAAAUAAGAGAAAAGUUUUUUGAUAAUGCAAUAAAAAAUCCAGUAAAUCGAAGUUUAGCAGAUUUGAUUGAUGAAAGUUGAGAAGAAGUGUGAUUUGCCUUAGACCCACAGCUGCAGCAAGAGAGCAAAGAGUUUCUCGAGCAAACUAAAGUCCAACACUUCAUCGACCUCAUUAAGAUGUGAGAUCUCCCGAAGGUUGAUACAAUUAUAUUGCAGAACUUUUAUUUUAAAGAUGAAGAAUUAGAUCAGAUUCUGGGUACUGUUAUUUGCUCUCCAUUUGAAAGAUUAGUAUUCAAAUAACUGUUGAUUUCUAAAAGGGCAACAAACAGAACAGGAGUUAACAGUUAACCUAGUUCUUCCAUCUUGAAUUGGAUCAGCUGGCUUUCAAAAAAUUGAUGAAGAAACAUUAGAUGAGUCAAGAGAAAGUAAAAGAGAAGAAGAAAAACAACAUGAUACAGAAAGAGGAAUUUCAAUUAUGAAUAAUGAUGCUCAAGAAGGGCAAACCCCUCCCAAAGAUUAUAUCAACAAAUACCUGAAGAUAAAGCUACCUAGUUUACAAAAAGAAAAUAAGAUUGAGCAGCCAUCUCCUCAUCCAACUAAAAAGAGACCUUUAUAUAGUCUGUCUUUCAUUGGGUGAUUUACACCAGAAUCAGCUUAUUACUCUUUGAAAGAUGGACAGAGUAUUGACCCCAACUACUUUAAACACCAUGUUGCUGCAUCCUGCGCAGAAACCAUCCUCCUAGACCAACUCUCACUGACCAAUAAAAUCAACAAAAUCCUUCACAAAAUCAGUACAAUCUCUCUACUCAACCCUAUGUACAAGAAAAGAGGCCUUGUGUCGCUGACUCUGAAGAACUGCUAUCUUCCAGAGGAUGAUUAUGGUAAGCUUGGCUCAUGUUUUAAGAAAAAGUGGGCUGGUUUAGAGACUUUCCUUGCCUUUGAUGAUGAGAAGUAAGAAUUUUGGGUGAUGGAGAUGGUAAUUGGACAAUGAUAAGGUUUUAAGUUUCAAU